Penicillium canariense is the source of this 804-nucleotide messenger RNA. RefSeq lists its product as uncharacterized. Bases 1 to 804 code for a protein of 267 amino acids. The transcript has a single exon. Gene Ontology annotation, molecular function: hydrolase activity. The record is from RefSeq and is a predicted model, not a curated record. Lineage: Eukaryota; Fungi; Ascomycota; Eurotiomycetes; Eurotiales; Aspergillaceae.
AUGGCCGAAACACAGAUACAGAUUCUUUCGGAUCUUCAUCUGGAAUCUCCCAGUGCAUAUGAUCUUUUCCAUAUCGAACCAAAGGCACCAUACUUGGCAUUAGUUGGCGACAUCGGCUACGUCAAGGACGACGGCUUUUUCGACUUCCUUCACCGACAACUCGAGAUUUUCCGCACUGUGUUCCUGGUCCUAGGGAACCAUGAACCAUACCACAGCAGCUGGAACGAGACAAAGUCCCGGAUAAAACGCUUCGAAGUGGGCAUCGCAACGUCCAAGCCAAGCGAGACGCGCGGUCAAUUUGUUUUCCUUGAUAAAACACGCUAUGACAUUUCACCAACUCUCAGCGUGCUCGGGUGUACUUUGUUCUCGCAAGUGGUCGAUGAACAGGUAGACCAUGUCAGACUCGGCCUGAAUGACUUCUAUCAUAUUGAUGAUUGGUCAGUUGAAGCACAUCGAGAAGCGCACCGUGCUGACCUUGACUGGCUAAACUCCGAAAUCGAUUCUAUCUCGCGCCUGGAACCCGGUCGCAAAGUUGUCGUAUUGACCCAUUACUGCCCAUUGACCAGCAACAACGUUGUGGAUCCUCGGCACCGAUACAGCAAGAUCUCAUCGGGCUUCAUGACCGAUUUGUCAAGUGAACGUUGUUGGAAGGGCAGCGUUGUCAAGCUUUGGGCCUUUGGUCACACUCAUUUCAACUGUGACUUCCGGGAUUUCAAUCACGAAAAACGAGUGAUUUCGAACCAAAGGGGAUACUAUUUUUCCCAGGCUGCAAGUUUUGACGCCGCCAAAAUAAUUGAAAUCUAG